Molecule: messenger RNA, 4083 nt
Organism: Penicillium nucicola
Lineage: Eukaryota; Fungi; Ascomycota; Eurotiomycetes; Eurotiales; Aspergillaceae
Product: aminophospholipid-translocating P4-type ATPase DRS2
Exons: 2
Coding region: 1-4083 (1360 amino acids)
Biological process (GO): phospholipid translocation; endocytic recycling; post-Golgi vesicle-mediated transport
Cellular component (GO): plasma membrane
Molecular function (GO): magnesium ion binding; ATP binding; ATP hydrolysis activity
Source: RefSeq, a predicted model, not a curated record
AUGGCCAGCGGUAGGCCUCCAGGGUCGCAUUCAGCCGCUGGUCGCGAUGAAGACUUGCUGUUGGACUCCGGUCCCAUAUACAACAGUGGUCAAGGCCCGCCUGUGAAUGACGAACACCUCCUAGAACGUUACAAUAUUGACGACUCCGACGAACCCUACUCGCAAACGCGCCCUUCGGUAUCCUACGAUAAUUUUGUCGGAUCGCGUGUACCGCCAGGUACAACGCUUCACAAUGCUGGCCCCGGACCGGCGCAUCCGCCUGUCAAUCCGGGCUUGCAUUCAAACGAUCCCUACUCAAGCGGUUCCCGGGACCGAACCUACUCCCAGACUUCCGGAUUGGGCAAUUACCAGCGUUAUUCCUUGGACGACGACCUCGACGAUGCGCAUUCCGGAUACUAUGAUCUUGACGCCGAUGACGACCGUAUCAACCAGUCGCAUGGUGUUCGAAGGGCAACUGAGCGCAACAGUAUCCUCGGACUUGGGGGUGGCUUAAUGGGCAAGGCAAAGUACAUGUUUGGCAUGGGGAAUUCAAAUCAAUACUCGGAAAUGGACCUCCCUUUGACAGAGGCUGGGGCAAGAAGGGCGACGGUCGAUAGUGCUUCCAGUCACGCAGCGCCCCCGAAACCGCGAAAGAAGUUCAGCGCGUCAGAUCUCAACAUCUUCAAGCGGAGCAAAGCUGACCCUUCGACAAUGGGACCGCGCAUGAUCCAACUCAACAAUCCCCCGGCCAAUGCUGUCCACAGGUUCGUCAGCAAUCACGUUUCGACUGCCAAAUACAACAUCUUCACUUUCAUCCCCAAGUUCCUCUUCGAACAAUUCUCCAAAUACGCCAACUUGUUCUUCUUGUUCACCGCCGUUCUACAACAAAUUCCCAAUGUGUCUCCGACAAAUCAGUACACAACGAUUGUUCCGCUCGCUAUUGUUUUGGCGGUGUCCGCCAUCAAGGAAUUUGUGGAAGACUAUAAGCGGAGGAUGUCGGACAGAGGUCUCAACUAUUCAAAAACCCAAGUCCUCAAGGGCUCUUCGUUCCACGAGACAACGUGGGUGGAUGUUGUAGUGGGUGAUGUGGUUCGCGUUGAGUCCGAACAGCCUUUCCCAGCCGACUUGGUGUUGUUGGCAUCGUCCGAGCCAGAGGGUCUGUGCUAUAUUGAGACAGCAAACCUGGAUGGCGAGACCAACUUGAAAAUCAAGCAGGCCAUUCCUGAGACUGCCCAUCUGGUCAGUCCUAGUGACUUGAGUCGGUUGAGCGGCCGGGUUCGCUCUGAACAACCGAACAGCAGUUUGUAUACCUACGAAGCUACUCUGACUAUGAACGCCGGAGGCGGCGAGAAAGAGCUGCCACUAGCCCCUGACCAGCUCUUGCUUCGAGGUGCAACGCUUCGUAACACACCCUGGAUUCAUGGAAUAGUUGUGUUCAGUGGUCAUGAGACGAAGCUGAUGCGUAACGCUACUGCAACUCCGAUCAAACGAACUGCAGUUGAGCGAACUGUCAACAUCCAGAUCCUGAUGCUGGUGAGCAUUCUCAUUGCUUUGAGUGUUGUCAGUUCCGUUGGUGAUCUUGUAAUUCGACAAACCCGAUCCAAUAAACUUGCUUAUCUUGAAUACGGAACAGUCCAGCCAGUGAAGCAGUUCUUCAUGGAUAUUUUCACUUACUGGGUUCUGUACUCCAAUUUGGUUCCAAUCUCUCUGUUUGUGACUAUUGAAAUUGUCAAGUACUUCCAGGCUUUCCUCAUCAAUUCGGACCUCGAUAUCUACUAUGACAAGACCGAUACACCGGCCACUUGCCGCACGUCCUCCCUUGUCGAAGAACUUGGUCAGAUUGAGUACAUCUUCUCGGACAAAACAGGUACGCUUACUUGCAACAUGAUGGAGUUCAAACAAAUAUCUGUUGCUGGUAUUCAAUACGGUGACGAUGUCCCCGAAGAUCGGCGAGCUGCUAUGGAAGAUGACGGCGACGUUGGUAUCCACGAUUUUAAAACACUCAAGAGGAACAUGCAAUCGCACCCCAGCCAAAAUGCCAUUCGCGAACUGCUCACUCUUCUCGCCACCUGUCACACUGUCAUCCCCGAGCGCAAUGACAAGGAUCCAAAUGUGAUCAAGUACCAAGCAGCCUCGCCCGAUGAGGGAGCUUUGGUUGAUGGAGCUGCCUCGCUUGGAUAUCGAUUUACCAACCGAAGACCCAGAUCUGUCAUUUUCGAGGCCGAAGGACAGGAACUUGAAUACGAACUGCUAGCAGUGUGCGAGUUCAACUCUACCCGAAAGCGAAUGUCAACUAUCUUCCGUUGUCCAGAUGGAAAGGUCCGUAUUUACACCAAGGGUGCUGAUACCGUCAUUCUUGAGCGAUUGCACCCUGACAAUCCUACUGUCGAAGCAACUCUUCAACAUUUGGAAGAAUAUGCCUCGGAUGGUCUGCGAACAUUGUGUCUGGCUAUGCGAGAGAUCCCUGAAGAUGAGUACCAGAAAUGGUACCAGAUCUUCGACAAGGCUGCCACGACUGUCGGUGGUAAUCGUGCGGAUGAACUGGACAAGGCGGCUGAGUUGAUUGAGAAGGAUCUCUAUCUUCUUGGAGCCACAGCUAUUGAGGAUCGUUUGCAAGAUGGUGUUCCGGAUACUAUUCACACGCUCCAGACUGCGGGUAUCAAGAUCUGGGUCCUGACUGGUGACCGACAGGAGACUGCCAUCAACAUUGGUAUGUCUUGUAAGCUUAUCUCGGAGGAUAUGACGCUUUUGAUCAUCAACGAGGAAUCAGCAGAAGCUACCCGUGACAACUUACAAAAGAAAUUGGAUGCUGUCAAGAGUCAAAUAGCUUCUGGUGAUGCUGAGCCUUUGGCUUUGAUUAUCGACGGACGAUCUUUGACAUUUGCUUUGGAGAAGGAUAUGGAAAAGCUGUUCUUGGAUCUCGCGGUCAUUUGCAAAGCUGUUGUCUGCUGUCGUGUGUCUCCCCUUCAAAAGGCGUUGGUCGUCAAGCUUGUCAAGCGGCACUUGAAGUCUCUCCUCCUGGCUAUUGGUGACGGUGCCAAUGAUGUGUCUAUGAUCCAAGCUGCCCACGUCGGUGUUGGUAUCAGUGGUGUAGAAGGUCUUCAAGCAGCACGAUCUGCCGAUGUGGCAAUUGCGCAGUUCCGGUUCCUUCGCAAGCUGCUCUUGGUUCACGGCGCGUGGAGUUACUCACGUAUCAGUCGAGUCAUUCUCUACUCUUAUUACAAAAACAUCACACUGUAUAUGACUCAAUUCUGGUAUUCCUUCCAAAACGCUUUCUCUGGUGAAGUCAUCUACGAGUCAUGGACGCUCUCCUUUUACAACGUGCUCUUCACCGUCUUGCCUCCAUUUGCUAUGGGAAUCUUUGAUCAGUACAUCUCCGCUCGCUUGCUGGACCGCUAUCCUCAACUGUAUCGCCUGGGACAAGAAGGACAGUUCUUCCGCAAGCACAGCUUCUGGGCCUGGAUUUUGAACGGAUUCUUCCACUCCCUUAUUCUCUACAUCCUAUCUCAGUUGAUCUACUUCUGGGAUCUCCCGAUGGCCGAUGGUAAAGUUGCUGGUCACUGGGUAUGGGGUGAGGCACUAUACACUGCUGUUCUUGCUACUGUCCUCGGAAAGGCUGCUCUGAUCACAAACGUGUGGACCAAAUACACUUUCAUCGCCAUUCCUGGAUCAAUGUUGCUUUGGUUGAUCUUCCUUCCGGCUUACGGUUACGCCGCCCCCGCCAUUGGAUUCUCCCGCGAAUACUACGGCACAAUCCCAGUUCUCUUCGAAUCUCCCAUCUUCUACUUGAUGGCCGUUGUCCUCCCUGCCAUCUGUCUCAUGCGUGAUUAUGCAUGGAAGUAUGCCAAGCGAAUGUACUAUCCCCAGCAAUAUCACCAUGUGCAGGAGAUCCAGAAAUACAACGUCCAGGACUAUCGCCCGCGUAUGGAGCAAUUCCAAAAAGCCAUUCGGAAAGUCCGCCAAGUACAGCGCAUGCGCAAACAGCGUGGUUACGCCUUUUCCCAGGCUGACGAUGGUGGUCAAAUGCGUGUUCUCAACGCUUAUGACACAACUCGCAGCCGUGGACGGUAUGGUGAGAUGGCCAGCUCUAGGCCUUUGGCGUGA